AUGAUUCCUCGCUUUUUCCGACUGGCACAACUUGCUCGACCAUAUGUUGAGUCUCAGAUGCAAGACAAGCGUGCUCCUCCAACUACACUUCCCCCAAAGAUUGUCAAAGUAUUUAUGGGGGCUAUGGAUCAAGAAGAUAGUUCUGCAAUUGAAGCUCUCUGGUCUACCUUCAGAUAUUCAAUCUGGGGAGUGCUAAGUGCAAUUGAAGCCAAGGAGGAAGAUAUCACUAUAUACAAUAAAUUUUCUCUGACUCUUGGAACUUUGGAUUCAGACAUCUUGACACUUGGGGAGCCUGUCACCCACCAGGCAACCCUAUUCACAUUAACGAGUGGUGCUCUCCCCAUCUACACUACUUCUCUUUAUUGCCGCAAAUGUAAACGCCGAUAUCACCAUAACUACAUUGUCCACAACUCUUCAAAUACACGCACCUACUAUGGUGACGUACCUGAUGUGAUACAGGUUGCCCAACAUUUCUUCAUUGAGAGCUCCUUGCUUGAGUUUUUUGCAAAUACGAAAGUUUUCGGUUGGUUAUCAUCAUCAAAUUGUGCACGAAUAUACAACACCUCUUUAUGUGUUCCCCAUGCCCACAUUCUCAACAACAAACUUGCCUUUCAGUCCAAUUAUCACAGAUACGAGAAAGCAAAUGUUGAUUGGCAGACUUCACUGUCACUUCAAGAUGUGGAUGUACUCAACGGGUUUUUCCUAUAUUCUCUUCUACUUGAGAAAGCAGAAAGACGAACUAUUCUGCAACUUCCCCAUAACGAGAGCUCACAAAAGGAUCGCCUUGCCCCUGCACUCCAGGAGCGCAAUCAUCUCAUAGAGGGUAUCGGACAAGAGCAAUAUCCCCAUGCCUGCAAUCUGUGCUUCAUUGUCUUCCAGGACAAAAGUGGGAAGCUGAUGAAAAUGCAGGCAGCUGUUUGUGAUGGUGAUAUGAUCGGCCACCCCUGCUGUGCAGUGCAUGACUGUAAAGACACUCUUGUGAACCACAGAAAUCGCUUCUGUGCUCAGCACAACCACCUGAACUUCCAGUGCGCAGUAGUUGAUUGUGUCACAGCAUCUGAGGUCGGCUUCAAGACCUGUACCGAUCCCGAGCAUCGCCAUAUUUCAGUUACGCGCAAAACUCAAAAAGCAGGAGCUAUAUCUGCUGUAAAUUCAAUACUGUUGGACCUGGACACUGGCGAAGGCGAUGACGAGGUUAUCAUUGAAGCAACAAUGGAGGAAGACAACAUGAGUUGUGGUGAAAAACCAGAAACCGGAAACCGCAAACUACGAGCCAUGUUUGGAAGGCGACGAACACAUAAUGAACAGUUGAUUAUGCGCCCUUGUGGCAUCAUUCUCUUGCGAGCGACAUUCUUUGGAUCAGAAGCUAUAUCUGCUGUCAAUACAUUUGUGAAGGCUACGUUUCCGACACCUGAAUCUACUCCUGAGUACUUCAUCUUUGACAACAACUGCAAGUUGGUCGCACAUCAACGUGUAAUAGGUGACAGGCAUUUCAAAGACACAGCCAUGCCUGUCGAUGUCUUCCAUUUCAACACCAAACACAAGGAGUCCGACCUCCAUUGUCAAACACAUUGCAAUCCUGCAGCAUUUCCGGAGCUUAUCGAUGCAAACAACAAGUGGAAAUUUAAUACUUCCAUUUGCGAGCAAACCAAUGUAUGGCUUGGGGGGUAUCAGGCAAUUCUUCGUGAUAUGGAGGUGACACGUUUUAAUUUCUACCUUGAUGAGAUGAUCAAACACAGAAAUCGAUAUACCAUUUUGCAGUUACAUUCAAAGGGACACCAUCCAUGGCAUGUUCCGGUGAAGGCAUGGUUUCCUGACUGCUAG
Molecule: messenger RNA, 1824 nt
Organism: Laccaria bicolor S238N-H82
Lineage: Eukaryota; Fungi; Basidiomycota; Agaricomycetes; Agaricales; Hydnangiaceae
Exons: 7
Coding region: 1-1824 (607 amino acids)
Source: RefSeq, a predicted model, not a curated record